Messenger RNA from Metschnikowia bicuspidata var. bicuspidata NRRL YB-4993, 1458 nucleotides. Its product is annotated as asparagine--tRNA ligase. Lineage: Eukaryota; Fungi; Ascomycota; Pichiomycetes; Serinales; Metschnikowiaceae. The record is from RefSeq and is a predicted model, not a curated record. Gene Ontology annotation, cellular component: mitochondrion. Gene Ontology annotation, molecular function: ATP binding; asparagine-tRNA ligase activity. The coding region runs from base 1 to 1458 and encodes 485 amino acids. The transcript is spliced from 2 exons. Gene Ontology annotation, biological process: asparaginyl-tRNA aminoacylation.
AUGUUGCCGCAGCGCCUCGUCGCCCGGCUCAGUCUGCUUGCACCCACGAUCCGGCAGCUCAUGGAAACGCCGCCCGAGCCCCACACCAAGGCCACCGCGCGCGGCCACAUCAAGGCGCUCCGCACGUUCAAAAACGUCGGGUUCAUGGACCUCUCGGACGGGUCCGGCCACGGCACUUUGAGCGUGAUUGUCAGCGACCCCGGCGCCGUGUUUGCCGCCCACCAGUACAAGGUGGGCCAGAGCGUGGAGGUCACGGGCCGGUGGGCGCCGUCGCGCGGGCGGCAGCCGUUCGAGCUCGCGUGCGACACGCAAGACCCGGCGCACGGCAUUGCCGUUUUGGGCGACGUGGCGCCCGACUACCCGAUCCAGAAGAAGCGCCACACGCUUGCGUUCCUCCGCUCGGCGCCGACGCUCCGCCACCGCACGGCGCUCCUCUCGUCCGUGUUGCGCAUGCGCGCGCGAGCCGAGGCCGCCGUGGCCGCGUUCUUCCUGCUGCACGACGUGGUCAAGGUCGCGCCGCCGCUCAUCACCGCGUCCGACUGCGAGGGCGCGGGCGAGCAGUUCCAGGUGCGGCCGCUCGGCGAGAGCACGGCCGACGGCGGUGGCGGCGGCGGCUUUUUCGGCACCGCCGCGUACUUGACCGUGUCCACGCAGCUCCACCUCGAGGUGCUUGCGCUCUCGUUGAACCGCGUGUGGACGCUCACGCCGUGCUUCCGCGCGGAGACGUCCAACACGCCGCGCCACUUGAGCGAGUUCUGGAUGCUCGAGGCCGAGCUCUGCUACGUGACCAGCGUGGGCCAGUUGACCGCGUUCGUGGAGCAGAUGGUGCGCCACGUGGUGGCCCACUUGGCGGCCGGCGGCGAGUGGGCGGCCGGCGCGCAGCACGACUUGCUUGCGGCCCGCCACUCGCGCGACGACGUGGCGCGCAUCCGGGCCGCGUGGGCCCAGGUGCUGCUGCCGGCGCCCUGGCCGUCCGUCACGUACUCCGAGGCGCUCGAGACCUUGAACGCGCUCAAGUACAAGGGCCGGCUGCAGGGCCGGCUCGCGUGGGGCGCGCCGCUCCUGACCGAGGACGAGAAGUGGCUCGCGGGCUGCCACUACCAGCUGCCGGUGUUCGUCACCGACUACCCCAAGGCGCAGAAACCGUUCUACAUGCGCGCCAGCGGCGACGCGGCGCGGCCCACCGUGGCCUGCUUCGACCUCCUCGUGCCGGAACUCGGUGAGUUGGUGGGCGGCUCCUUGCGGGAGCACGACCUCGCCACGCUCGAGGCCGAGAUGGCCAGCCGCGGCAUGCUGCGCGACGCCAUGCGCUGGUACUUGAGCACGCGCGAGAACGGCUCCGUGCCGCACGGCGGCUUCGGCAUGGGCUUCGAGCGGCUCCUCGCGUACUUGGCUGCCGUGGACAACAUCAGGGACAUCAGCGCGUUUCCACGGGCGCCCAACGUGUGCGCGUGCUAG